CAUCAGUCAAUGCCAAGGGUUCACAUCCGCGAAAUAGCCUUCUGGAGGGCUUGAAUAUAUUCACUAUUUUCGCUCGUGGGCCGCGAGACGUACUGAUAUGAGCUUUCCCGAGCUGCUGCAGGAGGAGGCAAUUGAGAAAGUCAAACUCCCUAGAGAACUAUUUUUGAGAUAAGUAAAUACUUGCCCAAGGUACCAUAGCACUUCACGUAUUGCUAUUAAAUGCAUAUUAUAUUGUGGUAGUGCAGAAUGACACAAUAGUAUGUAAUUUCCUGUACUUAUUGUGCAAGACCGAGCGUUCGUUUUAUAAGGUUGGCAGUACUGUGUGUUUCGCAUAUAGCCUUGACUGUUUACUGACUCUACGCAGUGGAUUGAAAGGUUUUGUGUUUACGUUGGUGGAGAAGUAAAUCGAUUUCAAUGUUUGGCAGUGGUGGCUUCAGCAGUGGCACAACGGCGACGCCUUUUGGGCAGUCCCCGUUUGGAAAACCAGCUGGCGGUGGGUUUGCCACCCCUGCAUUUGGUUCAACGCCAUCCUCGUUGUUUGGCAGUACUGCAACAUCUGCUGGAGGUGGUGUGUUUGGUGCUGCAACAACUACCCCUGUAUUUGGCCAGGCUGCUACCACACAGUCUACAGGAUUUGGUUUUGGCGCAAAUACUACAGGUACUACAAACCUCUUUGGCAGUCCACAGACAUCUGUGGGUGGGACUGGUCUUUUUGGUUCCACAUCAUCUUCUGCUUUUGGUCAGAAUAAACCCUCAGCAUUUGGUGGCUUUGGUACAUCAACAGGCACCACAGGGGGUGGGUUGUUUGGACAGACACAACCCAGCCUCUUUUCACAACCUGCAUCAACUGGGAACACCCUCUUCAGUUCAGGGUUUGGCAGUUCGACUUCAAAUACUGGAACUGCCAUGGUGAAGUUCACUCCUGUUACUGGUUCUGAUACCAUGAUGAAAGGUGGAGUAACUCAAACCAUCAACACGAGGCAUCAUUGUAUCACAUUUAUGAAGGAGUAUGAGAACAAAAGCUUGGAGGAACUGCGUUAUGAAGAUUACAUAGCAGGUCGUAAAGGUCCUCAAGGCACUGGAACAGGUGUAGCAACUGGCGGUGGGCUCUUCCAGCAGCCAGGAACAGCCUGGGGAAAUGCCGGUGCAACAGCUACAGGAACAGGCAUAUUUGGGUCACAGACUGACAAGCCAUCUCUCUUCUCUGCUCCGUCUACAGGUUUUGGUACUGGUACAGGUAUUUUUGGUGCCCAACCAGCGCAGCAGACUGGACUCUUCGGCAAACCAACAGGUUUUGGUGCUGCUACUACUAGCUCGGGAACGGGUUUUGGAUUUAAUACCACUACCAGCUCAAAUCCAUUUGUAUCCCAAUCAAAACCAUUUGGCUCUGUUGCUCCACAAACUGGUUUAUUUGGCACUGCUACCUCACAGCCAUCUACAGGAUUUGGAACUCCAGCAGCUACUGGUUUUGGAGCCUUCGGAACACAGCAGAAUCAAGGACAGGGUAUUGGCAUCUUCAGUCAGAACAAAGCUCCAUUUAAUACUGCUCCUACAAGCACUGGCUUUUCAUUUGGUCAAAAUACAACACAGUCAAAUCUCUUUGCAAAACCUGCUGUGCAGACUUUCGGGGGGUUUGGCACAUCAACAUCCAAUUUUGGUAAUGCUGGCAGUACAGGACUUUUUAACAACACCAGCACUACGGGAUCUACACCUCUAUUUGGCCAGGGCAACACUUUCAAGCCCAGUACAACAGGAUUUGGAUUUCCAACGUCUACAAGCAACGCACUAGGUACUGGUCUAGGUCUUGGGACGGGACAGUCUCUAUUUGGACAGUCAACCAAACCAACAGGUCUGUUUGGUUCUGGCACAGGAACAUUUGGAUCUUCUGGUUUUGGCAGCAACACUGGCAUUGGACUUGGAUCAGCAUUGUCUAAUCCUCUGCUCAGUGGCGCCAACAAUACAACUUUCGGGCAAACACCAGCUGCGCGGGAGUUUCCAGAUCUUCAGGAUAAGAUACUGGCUUUAACACAAAUGCCGUAUGGUAAUCAGCCACUGUUCAGAAACACAAUGCCGGCCACUGGAAAAGCUGAUGAAAUUUUGAAGCCUAUAAAGCACAAUCCAGAACGUGAGGCACAGUUUAAUCAAUUCAAGGUUGGAGGAGCAAACAAAAUACGUGUUAGACCUUGGGGCCAGGCUAAGAAGUCACUUUUUGAAGGACUGGAUGAUGAUUCUGGAAACUUAUCAUUCACACUUCGACCAUCACCAAAAAGAUUGUUGCUGAGUGAGAAAUUGCUCGAGACACAAGUGACGUCCACAACAGAGCAUGGACCUCUUUUUGACAGAUCAGGAAAUGAUAAUGUUGGUAACAGAUCAGACAGACAUUCUGAUGUUGCCUCACCUAUUAUCACUGCAGGAAAUCGUGAUAGUUCAAGUUCAGACAAGGAAAAUGUACCCCGAUUAAUUAAUACCAACGUGAAUGUUGCUGAAACUCCCAAUAGAAGCAGUUCAUUGGAUAGAGAAAGCACUCCUGUUCGGCCACGGAAUAGUGCAGAAAUGGAAGCAAGAGAACAACAGCCAGUGGAGCCAUUGAGUGAUAGGUUGCAACAAUCUUCUAUAUCUGCAGGGACUGGAGCUAAUGAAGAAUUACCUGGAGAGAGGAAUAAUGAUGCAGAAACAGGUGGUCCUGUGGAACCGCACCCUGCAAAAAUUGUCUUGACACGUGCUGGAUAUUAUACAAUUCCCUCACUAGAUGAACUGGCAAGUUGUGUCGAGUCUGAUGGUAGCUGUAUUGUUGAUAACUUUACUGUUGGGCGAGAAGGUUACGGAAACGUGUUCUUCCCAGAUCAGAUGGAUGUUGCUGGUCUCAAUUUAGAUGAAAUAGUCCAUUUUCGCCAUAAGGAAGUACUGCUUUAUCCUGAUGACAACGUCAAGCCACCUUUUGGUGAGGGACUGAACCGGCGUGCUCAAGUGACUUUGGAUCGUGUGUGGCCUCAAGACAAGUCCAGCCAUGAGCUAAUACGUGAUCCAGACACUCUUGUUGCUCUUGGGUUUGAAGAGAAACUAAGGCGUGUUUGCUCUCGCAUGGGCGCUAGAUUUGUCGAAUAUCGUCCACAAACUGGGUCGUGGGUGUUCAAGGUUGAUCAUUUCUGAGCAGAAUUAAAGUGUCAGUUGCAACUUGGAGUUUCAACUAACAAGAAGUAUUCAGCAAGCAACUUGUGAUGUCUUACAGCAUGGAAAAUAAAUGUACGUAGCAGGAUCUCAUGCUGUUAGUUACCUUUCCUCCAGCAUUAAACUGAUAUUGCUUUAAAAAUUUUCUAAGAAAUGUAUCCAUCCAUAAGAGAUGUAUCUAGAUGUGAAAGUGCUUAAGAAAUUCAGACUUUUAUUGUAACUUUCUGAUAUUGAUUUCUGAAUCAGUUGUUUCUAGCAACCAUGUCAUCCCUGUAGUAUUCUGAAGCAUGGCAAUGAGGCUCAUCAGACUAUUUUAUAAUGCCUUGUGCUUGAGUUCUUGCAGCCUGCACUGUUAAUGUGUAACUGUAUUAUCAACAGUUGAUUAGCACAUAUAUAGUUUGUCAGUAAUGUAUGCAUCAUUGUCAUUUGAAGAUUUAAAAAAAAAUGAAAUUUAUUGUGUAUUACAGCUUUCUUAUUUCUGCUAUAGGACAAGGUCAGAUAAUUUGCAGCCCAUUAAUGGCUUACCUGUUAUCAUUGUAUUGAAAACAAUUGUUUAACACAUGCUGAAAAUGAAGCAUACAGGCACUGACAAUUUUAUGGACAAAGCUGUUAUUAUUACUGUAUGAAUCAUUAUUUAGGACUGACGUGAUAGAAAUAGAAAUAAUAAUGGUAGUUUCUGGGUAUGUUGUACUUUACUGUGUAAUUUUUUCCCCCUAUGAUAAGUGUAUUUAAGCUGUACAUUAUUGUUAUUCAAGUUUGUUUAUAAUAUCUGUUCAAAUAACUCAUUAUUACUGUUAAAUAAAUCUUUUUUGAAGAACAUUUUAGUUUAUAGAUCAGUUCAUAUAGGUAAAUGAGAGAAAUACAUGUUUUUCUGUUUUACUGUAGUUUUAAAUAUGUCUUGUGCAACAUAAUACAGCUAAGUUAGAAUGCACAUUGUUGUUUCAUUCCUCUUUCAUUAAUUGUAAAUCAUUAGCUAAGUUUUAGGAUCUUGUUCCUGGCUUGAGUUUGCUGAUUUUAUUCUGAACGACUGAGCGUGUUCACCAUUCUGGUAUUAUGUUCAUUUUUAGACUGUGUUUUUUUUUUUCAGUACCGGAUGUGACAAUUUAAAAAACUUAUUCACGCCAUAUAAUUUGUGACAUGUUUGCAUUUCAUUUUCAUGCUUUCCAGAAGCCGCAGCAAUAUCAAAAUUCUGUUAAAGUGACCUGUGGGUCUUCCAAGUGUACAAUUUGAAUAAUAUUCUUGCUUUGGAUGUCAAAUCUUUGUAUAUGCUUUACUUUAUUAUUAUGAUUAUUAGUGUUGUUGCUCUUUUGUUAAUUGUCAUUUAGGAAUGACGAGAAACUUAAUUUAGCACUCUUGACAGUUCUCUCUUCUGGACCCAGCUUCUUUCCAUAAACAGUGUGUAUAGCAUUUAUUAUUAUUAUUAUUAUUAUUAUAAAUCUCUUGUGCAGAGGAAUGCUGUUUUCCCACCGUAUGUGGUGCUGUAUCAGUACUUCUAAGGAUUUGUCUCAGGUGUGACAAUCACAUGUGGCAUCUGUUUUAAACAGCUGUGUUUGCUCACAUCUUAUCUCUAAAGUGAUAGACAUCUUCAUUCUUCUUUGCAGUUGUUGCAAGUGCCCAGUUUCGCCUUUCUAAAUCGAUGAUUUUCAUAGAUAUUUGAUUCUUUAUUUUGUGUGUGUGUGUGUGUGUGUGUGUGUGUGUGUGUGUGUGUGUGAUAGGGAGACUGACUGAUCUUUAGCUAAAAUUUCUAGAUGCAAUAAUUUACCAACAGCCGUAUGUCAGUACAUGCAGCUGUUGGUAAAUUAUUGCAUCAAGAAGUUCAUGCCAACCAACGUCCCGUGAUCCAUAAUGGAUCAACGAAGAUUUAGCGAAAAUGUUUAUUUUGUUACAUUUUAGGGUUUAUUUACAAUUUUAAUUUAAUAAGAACCAUUGUAUCAGUGGAUUUUGUGAUAUAUGAGGAUUUUACUAGUUGCUUGGUGCAGCAUUUGUGUGUUGAUGCUAUUGAAUUCAAAGGUAUCUUGUAAUUUUUUUUUGUGUUGUGUGCGUGCUGCAACUUUUAUGCAUAGGAAUAUUACCUUUGCUGGAAAAGCUAAAUGUUAUUUAGACCCGUACUGUUUCUGUAAUGAAAUUAAACAGUUGCUGAAAAAAAUACGAGAAUUCUAUUAAUAAGCACAAUUACAUAGUGCAUAAGUUACCAAAAAAUUAUCAAUUUUUUGUAGAUAUCAUUUGGUAUUUUCUUAUUUGGUGAAUGUUCUCCUACCCAUAUACAGCAAUUAAUGUGAGUGAAACUAAAUUUUUGUUUAUGAACAUGCAGUGAAGAAUAACUCAACACAGCUGAUUUUGAGUUUGCCAUUAGUUAAUAUUUCAGUGUUGCGGAUAAUAUUUUAUUAGUUGUUGUGUCUGGGUAACUUGAGCUUUAUGGUAUCAUUGUGUAGUUUAGAAUUGAGAUAAAAGUAAGUUAAGCUCCUAAUUAAGUGAUGUGUAAUGACACAUGUUUUAUUGGUUGUGUAAAGUAAAAAUUAAAUUACCUAGAUUUGAAGAAGUUAAGUGAAUUGCAGUUAUAGACCUGUAAUAACUCAUAAUGUAUGUAAAUAUUUUUAAAAAAAUGGGCAUCAAGGUGGUGUUGCUAUUAAGAAACAGUAAGUUUACUACUCAUUUUACGUAUUGAUUAGUUGCAGUAAAAUGGUCUGGUUGAAAUACCUGUAUGGCUCAUUGUUUACUAUACUGUUUUAUAAAACAUACAACCAUUUUUCCCUUCUUCUGAAGUAACUUUACAAUUAAAAGUUUUCAUGUAUUUUGCUUGUCUUCAAAAUUUUAGUGUAACUUUUAAAUUAGUGUGUCUGUGCUGUGCAGUUGAUAGCCCAGAAGCAGUGAAAAGAACAUCAUGUGAAUACAUGCUGAAUGUGAGUAUUAAAACAUAUAUCAGUGGACUGCAGAGACAAAUUGUUGAUUUAAAAAUUAAAAAGUAGAGUAACGGGAUGAUGUAUUAAAAUUUUUAAAUUUGUUUAUGGUUAUUUACAAGAUAAAAAUGAUAGAUAUGUUGUACAGCUGUUUGCAUACAUACACAACUAGAUAAAGACCCUCUGUUAUUCCAGCCUUGAAUUAAAUUAAUUCGUGUGCUUUAAGUGUUGGGAGAAUAAUUCGGUGCUUGAUUUGAACCAUGGCCCCAGCAUUGUCAGUGUACAAAAGUAGCUCGGAACUAAAUUGUGCUACAUUUGUGUUAACAAUCUCCUCCAAGCGAUGGUUAUCCAAAAAUUGUCUGUUGUACAUCCAUUGUAAACUUUCUUAUAUUGUUCUUUUUCGGUUAUUAUAAAAACAAAUUUUUAUUAAUGAUUCUGACUAGCUCUGGAUGGCAGAUGUAAAAUGUGGGGUGGAAAGCGAAAAUUUAGGAAUUUGAGUUUUUGUAGUUUCUACAUUCAGCAUUAAAUUCUGAACAACUUGUAAAAAAAAAAAAAAUUAUUUCCAUCUCUAAAUUUGAGGAAGUUAUGGCAAGUUGAAUAUUUAUGACAUAAAAAAGGUGUUUUGAGAUACAGGCUUUUAAAGUUUCACUUUAUUAUCAUUGCUUAACUUUUCAUAUUUAAGAAACAAAUUCUGGAUAUAUAUUACACUUAAAAUGUCCUUUGUCAAGUUGUUUGGAGUUUUUUAAAUUAACAAGUCGCAAUAAGUGGAUUACUCCCUCAGACCUAUAUCACAUCAGUGUGUAAAUACAUUUGAAACCAAAUAAAUUUGCCCCUUGUUGAGAAGAA
Schistocerca gregaria is the source of this 6911-nucleotide messenger RNA. It is a transcript of the gene Nup98-96, whose product is annotated as nuclear pore complex protein Nup98-Nup96. NCBI's taxonomy places the organism in Eukaryota, Metazoa, Arthropoda, Insecta, Orthoptera, Acrididae. Gene Ontology annotation, molecular function: structural constituent of nuclear pore. Gene Ontology annotation, cellular component: nuclear pore; nuclear pore cytoplasmic filaments. The transcript has 17 exons. Gene Ontology annotation, biological process: protein import into nucleus; post-transcriptional tethering of RNA polymerase II gene DNA at nuclear periphery; RNA export from nucleus. The coding region runs from base 415 to 3150 and encodes 911 amino acids. The record is from RefSeq and is a predicted model, not a curated record.